Messenger RNA from Botrytis byssoidea, 1242 nucleotides. RefSeq lists its product as uncharacterized. NCBI's taxonomy places the organism in Eukaryota, Fungi, Ascomycota, Leotiomycetes, Helotiales, Sclerotiniaceae. The transcript has a single exon. The coding region runs from base 1 to 1242 and encodes 413 amino acids. The record is from RefSeq and is a predicted model, not a curated record.
AUGUUAAACUUUGAACUAAAGGAGGUUCCAUGGGACGAACGUGUUGGGUUUGGAAUCGAAUUUGAAUUCGCCCUUGCAACGGUCCCAUUAGGAACUAAAGAUCCGGAGCCGAACGAAGGUCGUGAGAUACACUCAAUCGACGUUCCUAUUGAUUCUUCUGGAACGGAUCCCAACACACUUUCAGAUAUCGAUCGUCAACUCAAUGUUCAAUUGCACAUCGCGAAUACGCUAAAAGCCAACGGGUUUCGAGCUGCGUCUCAAAUCCAGCUAGAACGAGAUUGGAAAGCUUGGGAGAACGGCAAUUUAGAUAAGGAACCAUACCCGAGUGAUAUAUUGUGGAUAGUCAAGCAAGAUGACACCAUUCAAUUUCCAACCACUCUUGUCGAUACUUACAAAUGGUAUAAAAUCGAAAUAUGUACACCGGCACUCAUGUUCAGCCCAUGGAAUAUUCGUCACAUCUGGGAUAUUCUCUCCAUCUUGACACGCAAAUACCGGCUGAACUGCAAUCAAUCAUGUGGCUUGCACGUUCAUGUCAGCACUGCGAAGAAAGACUUCAGCCUUGAUGUUUUGAAGAAUCUGAUGGCUCUAAUCUUCACUUUCGAACGACAGCUCGAGCUGUGCCAUCCUACGCAUCGAAUUCGAAAUAAACAUACAUUUCCACUUCGUGAUCAUGCGAAUAUCAACCAGAAUUUUGCACCAGGGACAAACUUCAGCUGCAGUGAUAAGAAUUGGAAAAAUAACAGGGUACUCCUCAAAAGACGAGCAAGAUUACCCUUGAUUCUACCGCCCGUCUGUCCAGAGAAGGACUCGUUAGCAGCGAUAUUCAAUGCCAAGUCUAAGGCCGAUAUCGUCAAAAUGUUCAAGUCGGACGAAGAUGUUCGGUUGGGUUAUAAUAUUCAAUUUCUUAAUGAACCAUAUCCAGACCCCUUUAAACACACGAUUGAGUUUCGACAGCACGAAGCGACUACGGUUCCGCAAAAAAUAGAACGAUGGCUUAAUAUCUGUUGUCGUUUGGUCGAAAUUGCGCGCCAAACAGCUAGUGCAUCGGACGAGGAAAAAAACAUCUUCCAUGCAUUUUUGCUUAACCAUGUAAACGACGAUGUGGACGACUUCGGACUGGUUAUCUUGUUGGUUAAUUUGGGGUUGACGGAAGAGGCGGGAUACUAUGGUGUGGAGAUAGCUCUUAAUCCUGAACUGAGGCCAAGGAGGAAAAGCAUGUUUAGUUCGACUCCUUCCGUAUGA